This is a messenger RNA of Blepharisma stoltei, 516 nucleotides long. Lineage: Eukaryota; Ciliophora; Heterotrichea; Heterotrichida; Blepharismidae. The record is from the annotation of a GenBank genome assembly.
AUGAACACAGAAGAGAAAUUCACCCUGCGUCCUCCAAGACCACAAGGCAGCAAAAACGAUCUGUACCUAGAAGGCUACGGCAAGAACUGGGGUGAAAAAAUUACUUUUACUGUCGGUGUCUCAUAUUUCGCAGCAGCCAUUGUAGGGCUUUUUGCCGGUGCUUACUAUGGAAAGCAAGCUUCAGCUAAGCACAGACAGUUAAAGGGUUAUCGUAUUGUGAGCACUAUAGCAAGGACUGCUUCACGGUAUGGAAAUGCAAGUGCAGCUGCCAGCUUGAUGUUUUGCUUGACAGGGAAAUUUGUCGAUCUGGUGUUCGAAGAAGAAAUCCAGGACUUUGGCCAAAUGACUAGGAAUAUAGCGGCUGGGACUUUGACUGGAGCGCUCUAUAAGUCUACGUUAGGGAUUAGACCGAUGAUUGUGGGAGCAAUAAUUGGGGCUGGAGCUGUCACUACAAUUGCGUAUUCAUUGAAUGGGCUUAAUGAUAUGGGAAUAAUCAAGUUUAGAAUGGAAGUUUAA